Messenger RNA from Colletotrichum gloeosporioides, 534 nucleotides. RefSeq lists its product as uncharacterized. The transcript has 2 exons. The record is from RefSeq and is a predicted model, not a curated record. NCBI's taxonomy places the organism in Eukaryota, Fungi, Ascomycota, Sordariomycetes, Glomerellales, Glomerellaceae. Bases 1 to 534 code for a protein of 177 amino acids.
AUGCCGCCUCGUAAGGACUAUCCUGACUGGUUUUUCCGCUGGCUCGAUUGGAAUGCAGACCAAGGGACAAACACUUCCUACGAUUUCCCCGACCUCUUCGACGACGACCUCUCGGAGCUUUCUCCGUCCGACUGGGAUUGCGGCUGUGACAGCGACGAUUCCGACUGCGAAAUCCAAUGCUUGCCCCCACCUGUCCACCCGGCGCCUACAUCUCGCAGUGGCCAGUACUCAAUGGCGAAUAACUACAAGUUUGCGAAUAAAGUGCGAGAGCGCUACAAACGAGAGGUGCGCUUCGAGAAGAAAUUUGCCGAGAGGACCCAGAAACGCGAGACAGUAUACGAACGGAAAUACUAUGAGAUCCGCCUGAAGAAACUUUCCAAGAUGGAGGCCGCCAUCGCGAACAUCCGCAAGAAUUCAUCGGUCCAACCCCACAAGAUGCCAUCCGUCCAAGACCUCAGGGAAAAGGAGUAUAACCUCAUCUCCAUCACCCCACAUGCGAAAGAACAUCUGGCUAUGACCAUGUUCGGCAAGUGA